UCCUCCAGGUCCCCCUCCCUCGAUUUUGCACACGCUGUAGAGACAUUUCGUUUCCAGCUACCAGACCGACAUGCAGAACUUGUGUGCCUCCUCAGAGCCUUUCGGAUGAUCCACACUCGAUCGGGCGAGGAUUUUUUUUCCGCUAUGAGGAGACCAUCGUUUGUUAGAACGUCACACGAGCUCAGGAGCGCUGGCUUCCUGCACCGCGCCUCGCCCGCUGCGCCGCUGCGUUUUUCCUUUUAGCUCUCCGAGUUCCGCGCGCUGCAACACCGCACCACAAUGAUUAGCAAAGUGAAAAACGCCAUGUCCUCGCUGGUGGGCGGCAUCGUCCCGCACGGCCACCACCACCACCACCAUCAUCAUCCUCAGCAGCAGCAGCAGCAGAGCGGAGCGGACUCUCUGCCCCCGCGCUUCCCGUACGCGCGGCCCGACUUUUUGGAGCUGAGCGCUGAGUUGGUGCAGUACGCGGCCGAGCACGCAUCCCGGCCCGUCAUUAUACUCCGGAGAGACGCCAAGAUGCCCUGGCGCACUGGAUAUGCAGAGGUGAUAAAUGCAGGAAAGAGUAUGCUGAAUGAGGACCAGGCCUCGUGUGACGUGCUAUACGUGAAGAAGCUCACUAGCAAACAGCAGCGUGCCUCCGUGCUACUAGAAGACAGUGGGGACACCACAGGUAUCCCGAUGCACUUCUGGGGUGUAUUUGAUGGUCACGCCGGUACUGGAGCCGCGCUCAUGGCCUCCAAACUCCUCCAUCGUCUCAUCCGAGACCGUUUGUGUGAAGUAGCCCAUCUUUUGGAGAAUCAGAGCAGCCCACCACCCAUCUGCCUAGCUAAGAACGGUAGUCCUUAUCAGGCUGAGCAAAAGAAGGGAUCCUGCAUGGAUGCAGAAGACCAGGAUGGGCCUGUAGAUCCCAUCGCUCGGUUCCACAUGGAGAAAGUUGUCAAUCUGGAAAGCCUGGUGAUGGGAAUCAUAGAGAAUGCCUUCAAACAGAUGGAUGACCUCAUUGAAAAGGAGAAGGCAUCUUACAGCAUUUCUGGAGGAUGUUGUGCCUUGACUGCUGUGCAUUUGUUAGGGAAACUCUACGUAGCAAAUGCAGGUGACAGCAGAGCCAUAAUUGUUCGCAAUGAUGAGAUUAUUCCCAUGUCUAAUGAGUUCACACCGGAGAGUGAGAGACAGCGGCUGCAGUACCUGGGAUUCCUUAAACCAGAACUGCUUGGAAACGAGUUCACACACAUUGAGUUUCCCCGACGCAUUCAGCACAAUGAACUAGGCAAGAAGAUGUUAUUUAGAGACCACACCAUGACUGGGUGGGCAUAUAAGACAAUUAUUGAAGAUGACCUCAAGUUCCCCCUAAUUUAUGGAGAGGGGAAAAAGGCCCGAGUCAUGGCCACGAUUGGAGUAACACGUGGUUUAGGUGAUCAUGAUCUGAAAGUGUACAAUUCGAACAUUCAUAUCAAACCUUUCCUAUCCUGCUGUCCAGAGGUGAAAGUAUACAAUAUUUCAGAGCACAAGCAUGGCUGUGAUGACGUCCUCAUUAUGGGCACUGACGGAUUGUGGGAUGUGACUUCUGAUCAAGAAGUAGCAGAUGCAGUGACAAAAUUUCUGUCCUGCUGUGAGCCUAAUGACCCAAUGAGGUAUACUUUGGCUGCUCAGGAUCUCCUAAUGAGGUCUCGUGGUGUUCUGAAAGAGCGGGGUUGGAGGCUGCCCAAUGACAGACUGGGAUCAGGCGAUGACAUAACAGUGUUUGUCAUCCCAUUGGCUGGGGCCGAGUCAGAGACAUGAUAAGGCAGAUCAGUUCCUCUCUGGUGAGCAAAUCAGGACACGGCGCUAAUUUGCGCCGGCUGAGGAAGGGGUGCAAUACCAAAAAAUCCAUUCUCACUUGAGCUGAAGGGAAAGACGUACGCAUUGCUCCUCUUCCUCCAACUUCCUCCGAGGAAUCAUCUCGACUCUUACCUCUUCUUAUCAAGCCCGGGAUGACAUCAUCAUUAAGUGCCACUCUUCUCACUCAACAUUUCUCACAGAUUUACUGUGAAAGACUUCAGAAUUCACAAAGCCGCUGUGAUAUACAGUAUAUACUCUGGAAGUCUAUUUGGGUGUGAGCCACGAUAAGAAGAGAGAUUACUGCUAGGUGAAUAAACAGGGUCUUUUAUACAGGACCUGAAGAAGACCGAGGAAUGGGACACUGGUGAAAUGAGAUGAAAUCUUGAUGAUUAAGGAUGUAUAGAUGAAAGCACUUUAUCUUUAGGCAUAAACUCAUCAUCCUGUAAUUAAACAAAUUCUCCCUCAGCUCAUUUAAAUGUCUCCAAAGAAUGUGUCUAUGUAAACACAUGCAUUUCAGAGACUUUGCAGCAGCUUUAUUAAGAAACAAAUGUUCACCAACAAAAGAAGGAAAGCACAAUUUUCUCAUUAGUCCUGAUAAUGACAGGGUCAAACACAUCUCCUUUGGAAAGGAACAAUAAUAUUGUGAUUGAGGCAAUUGUGUAGAAUUGUAUUGUGGCACUUAUGGGCAGUGGUAGCUCGUUGGUUAAGAUGCUGGACUACUGAUUUGAAGAUCAUGAAUUCAAAUCCCAGCGCCAUCAAGCUGCCACUGCUGGGCAAGGCCCUUAACCCUCAGCUGUUCAUUUAUAUAAAUGAGAUAAAAUGUAAGUUUCUCUGGUGUCUGCCAAAUGCCAUAAAUGUAAAUGAGACAUACUACUGUAACCAUGACAAAGCUUCUGGAAAUUAGUGGCCAUCAUUUCAACUCUUGCACAUUUGACUAAACCCGGGUUCCCUACCUCUCCACAAAGCCAUGUUCACAAUGAACCUAAAAACUUGCAAGGAGGUGGAUUUUUGAUUAUAAUCAAACCCAGAUGCAUUAUUUGUGCACACUACUUUUCACUUAAUCUGUAGUUUAUGGGCUAGCUUUUUUCUGAGCCAAGUUUAGAAGCUUAUUAUAUAUUGAGAAUCCCUAUUAAAGCAGCUUUUAGUCCAAGAUCAGCACUUAUAUGGAACCUAGAAACUUACCGUUCAUGAUGAAUUUAUUAUUAUAAUAUAUUGUUACUAUAACAUUCACCUGACGUACCAUAUUUGUAAAAAUGGGUUGAAAAGGGUUUUAGGUGGCAGCUAGAUUACUACAAAUGAUGUUUUAAUGCCAACACAUCUCAACAUUAGAACCAAGGUCCUGAACAUCAACACCUGAACUUUAUUUCAAUAUACCAUGCUUAAAUGAUCUUGAAGUGAACAACCAAUUGUGAAUAUAAAUCUGAACAUUUGAACUGAUGGCUGACUGCUAACAAACUUUAUUUUUUGCUAUAACAUGUUUAGUUGCAUUACCAAUCCUGCUGACUGUUUUAUCAUUUGUCAAGCUGUAACACCUAAGCAACUGUGAUUCCUUCACAAUAAAUCUCCCAUCUUUGAAUAAAUUA
Pangasianodon hypophthalmus (striped catfish) is the source of this 3401-nucleotide messenger RNA. It is a transcript of the gene ppm1j, whose product is annotated as protein phosphatase, Mg2+/Mn2+ dependent, 1J. The record is from RefSeq and is a predicted model, not a curated record. The coding region runs from base 280 to 1779 and encodes 499 amino acids. The transcript is spliced from 10 exons. Lineage: Eukaryota; Metazoa; Chordata; Actinopteri; Siluriformes; Pangasiidae. Gene Ontology annotation, molecular function: protein serine/threonine phosphatase activity. Gene Ontology annotation, biological process: protein dephosphorylation.